Messenger RNA from Amaranthus tricolor (Joseph's coat), 1848 nucleotides. Its product is annotated as ubiquitin receptor RAD23d-like. Gene Ontology annotation, biological process: nucleotide-excision repair; proteasome-mediated ubiquitin-dependent protein catabolic process. Gene Ontology annotation, cellular component: cytosol; nucleoplasm. The transcript is spliced from 14 exons. Bases 114 to 1478 code for a protein of 454 amino acids. The record is from RefSeq and is a predicted model, not a curated record. Gene Ontology annotation, molecular function: damaged DNA binding; ubiquitin binding; proteasome binding. Lineage: Eukaryota; Viridiplantae; Streptophyta; Magnoliopsida; Caryophyllales; Amaranthaceae.
UAGAAGCCGAAACAAAAUCCCAUUCUCUAACCGGAUCACUUUCUAAAAAAAAAGGUAACGGAGUGAAUGAGUGAAGAGGCUGUCCUGCCGACCACCAUUAAAGCAGAUUAACAAUGUCGAUGAAGAUUUUCAUCAAGUCUUUGAAAGGAAAGCAUUUUCAGAUUGAAGUGAAUCCAGAUGAUACGGUUGGUGCUGUCAAGAAAACUAUUGAAUCUGUCCAAGGAGAAAAAGCCUAUCCUGCUUCACAGCAGAUGCUUAUUUAUCAAGGAAAAACACUCAUAGAUGGAACUACACUGCGGGAAAAUAAAGUUGCUGAAAAUAGUUUUCUUGUUGUCAUGCUGUUUAAGAGUAAGAGUUCAUCUGGGAGAAGUUCGGUAGUGGCAGAAGUUACGCCUACAACCAAGGAUCCUGCACCACCUAUGACACUUGUUGAGGCAUCUAAUAAACUUCCACCUACUGUGACUGAUGCAACUCUCCCUGCAUUAUCACCUACAUCAGCAUCAACACCUGAGUUUCCUUCCGUUGAGGAAUCAUCUUCUACACCUCCAGUUACUGUGACUAUUGCAUCUCGUGCUACUGAUACGUCUAAAUCAUUGUCAAUAGACUCAAUACCCAAGCAUCCUCCAGUAACCUGUAAUGCACCUCCGAUGAUUUUGACUGAUGCAUCCCGCAGCCCUGCUUCCAUGCCUACAUCAGUUUCAGCUCCUUUGAUUUCAUCUUCUACGUCAAUAUCUGAUGCCAAGGGUCAAACAACUUCAGGUACUCAAUCUGCAAAUGAUCUUGAGAAUACAAUCCAGCAUAUAAUUGAUAUAGGCGGAGGAACAUGGGACCGAGACACUGUUACACGUGCCCUUCGUGCUGCAUUUAAUAAUCCAGAGAGAGCUAUUGGAUAUCUAUAUUCUGGUAUUCCUGAGAAAGCAGAAGCUCCCUCUGUUGCUCAAUUUGCUGGAGAUGGACUGCAUACGAAUACACCAUCCGUGUCUCAGCAACCAACAUUGCCUACAUCAGUACCUUCCAGAAGAUCUAAUGCCGGUUCUUCAAAUAUCUUUCCUCUGGGAUUUUUCAGUCGGGGCUCUUCUGCUGCUCCCACUGGCGUGCUGGAUUUUCUGCGUAACAGUGAACAAUUUCAAGCUUUACGAGCUAUGGUGCAAGCUAAUCCACAGGUCUUGCAGCCCAUGCUUGAAGACUUUGGAAAACAAAAUCCAAACCUGAUGAAACUUAUACAAGAACAUCAGACUGAAUUCCAUCGUUUGCUACAUGAGCCCGUUAAAGGUGAAGAACGGAAGUUACUUGAGGAACUUACUGCUGCAAUGCCUCAUGCUAUACAAGUUACAACUGAUGAACAUGCGGCCAUAGAACGGCUUGAAGCUAUGGGUUUUGAUCGGUCUCGUGUAUUAGAAGCAUACUUUGCCUGUAACAAAAACGAGGAGCUCACUGCUAAUUACCUUGUUGAUCAUAUGCACGACUUCGAGGACUAAAUAGUGCAACCGGUGAGAAUCGGGUCUUGUCUCAUUUGCAGAGCAAGUAACAUUUCCAUGAAAGACUCGGGUUUGAUUCUCAUCUGGCCUCCUUCCCCAAGCCUUUCCCGUAAUCCAAAAAAAAAUAGUGCGACUGGUGAUGAUUCCUUAGUCCUUACGAUGUGCUCGUCGAGUUCUGCAGUUUGUAUUUUGCUAUCCAUGUAAGUGUUGCAUAUAUAGCUUAUGCCUGAGGCCAUAUAACCUGUAUAUCUUAUUAAAAAGCUUAAGCUUGUACUGUCAAGUGAUAUUGAGAUACUUAUAUUAUGUUGCCCACCCCAGCUACUUUGUACUGGAUUAAUUGAAAAUAAAUAUUUUCCAUCUUUGCCUUUCA